AUGUCUAAAGUUAAUAGAGAUUUAUUCUACAAAUUGGCCUCUGAACUACCAGAGGAACGUGUUCAAGCAGCUGUCUCGAUAAUUAAAGAAUUAUCAGAAUUGGAAUUACCAGAUGCUGAUACAGAAUGGAAAUACGUAUUGAAUAGAUUGAUUACUGGGUUAUCAUCAGAUAGAAACGGUGCACGUUUAGGAUUUUCAUUAUGUUUAACUGAAGUGGUGAAUCUAGCCAUCGAAUUAAGCAAAGAUAAGAAAAAAUCAGUACCUGAAUGUUUGCCUAAUAUUGAAGAAUUUUUAAAUUUAUUAUCUAAAACGUUAUCCUUAGAAUCUGAUAAAAGUAAUAAAAAGAGAAAAGGUAAAGAAGAAAGAGGUCUUUUAUUUGGUAAAUUAUUUGGUUUACAAUGUUUAUUAAAUGAACCUCUUUUCACUAGUAUUUUUUUUGAAAAUAAAUCUGUCUCUAAAUUUAGUACAACAUUCAUGAAUGAAUUAUUAACUUUAUCUCAAUAUAAAAAUUGGAUUAGAGAACCAUGUUUAUUUACACUUUUCCAAACUAUUACUAAAUUGAUUCCAUUUGCAAAUGAAGAAUUCAUUAGAUCAAUUAUUCAAUUAUUAGAUUCUUAUAAAUUAACUUUAACAAAUGAAGGUUUAGCCAUUUAUUUAUCUAUCCUUUAUAAUGACAAAAAAUUCAAUUUAACUAAUAUUACUUUAGAAAAUAAUGGUUGGAAAAAUAAUGAUCCAUUAACAAGAGGUAAUUUACCACUAUUAACUGACGUAUUACGUCAAUCAUCAGUUGCUGAAGAUGAAAAUAAUAAUAUUAAACAAGCUAAUUGGACUCCAAGGUUACAUUUUGUAUGGAAAGUUCUUUUACCAAUAAUUUGUAAAGCACCAGAUUCUAAUGGAGAACAUAUUAAUAAAAAGAGAAAGAAAGAAAAAGAGAUGAUUAAAUUUGCAGAAUUUUGGCAAAUGGCUGUAGAUGAAUCAUAUUUCAAUGAAAAAUCAUCUAGUGAAAGAAAAUUCUUGGGAUUCUUAAUAUUUGAAAAAACUAUCUCAUUAGUGGAUGCACAUUGGAUUCCCUCCAUAUUUACUCAAAAUUUUAUGAGAUCAUUGAUUAACCAAUCAACAGAUUCUAAACGGAUGUUACAUAAGAUUUCUCAAAAGACAUUGAAUAUCAUCGUUAAUGCAUGUGGUCCUGAACAUGAAGUUAAAUUAGUAUCUUGCCUAAAGGCAAUCUUAUUCGGCUCGAAUGGAUCUGUUAACUUUGAUAAAUUAACUAAAUCGAAGACAGUUUCAAAAUUAAUUACUACUCCUAAUCUAAAUGAAAACAUAUUAGAACAAUUAUUUACUAUGCUUUAUGCUGAACUACCUUCAAAAAUUGAUUCUGAUUUGUCUCUUGUUCGUUUUAUUUUGGAUACAACCUUACAUAUCGUGAGAAGUCAUAAAAAUGGUAUACCGGUCACUUUAGCUGUCACCAUUUUAAAACCUAUAGUUUUAUUGGCUUUUUUCACUAAUGAUAAUGAACAAUUAAAUGAAUUAGCAAGAGAAAGAUUAUAUUCUAUCCUUGCUGAACUUACAGGUGUCAAGACAGAUACACACUCUUGGCAGUAUUAUACUCUAGAUAUAAUCGUCGACCUUGAAAACGAUACUGAUUCUAAAAUCGAAUUGGUUAAUAAAUUAGAUGAUAGUCUAAUACGAGUAAAACAAGAUGCGAUGGAAGUCUUAAGUGACAUUUCUACUUCAUUAGAAAGCACCGAUAAAGAAACAUCAAAAUUACGAGGUAUGGAGUCAUUAAUCUCUAUGUGCUUACUUCAAUUAUAUUCUGGGGAUGUUGAAUCAGUAUCGGUUAUUGAAGAACUAUGUUCAUUCUAUAACACUCAAUCCGAAGAAGGUGAUAAUUCUAUGGUGGGCGUAACAGAAAUUCUACUAUCGUUACUUGCACAAAAGAAAGCCAUGUUAAGAAGAAUUAGUCUUGCUGUCUGGGAGCAAUUCAUUUCAGAUAUUGGACGCGAUGAAUUAAAAGUGCUAUUGGACGUGCUGUCAGCAAGAGAGAAUAAGCAAGGAUUCAGCCAACUGUUUGAAGGUGUUGACGAUUAUGAAGAAGAGGAAGAAGAAGAUGCCGCUAAUGACGACGAUAAAAAGGAUGAUAGUGAUGCAGAAGAUGAUGAAAACAAAAGUUCAGAGGAAGAAGAUAGUUCUAGUGAAUCAGAAGAUGACAUAGAUAAUGAGAAUGUUGCAAAUAUUGAUAAAGAAACUUCAAGUGCAUUAGCAAAAGCGCUAAAUCUUCCUGAAAGUAUUAUCAACGAAAAUGGUGAAGUCAAGUUCGAUGAGUUAGACGAUUUCUCUGGAGAUGAGGAAAGUGAUGAAGAGUCAAUGGAUGAUGAAAAAAUGAUGGAAUUAGAUGAUCAAUUAUCUGAAAUAUUCAAAAGAAGAAAAGAAGCUCUUUCAAGCAUUCCAACAGGUAAUCAAAGAAAAAGUGACGUUAAAAUGUCCCGUGAGAACGUCAUUUCUUUCAAACACAGGAUUGUAGAGAUGUUAGAAAUAUAUGUUAAGUACAUAGAGAGAUGUACCGUCGAGAAAAGAAAAGGAGAGAGUGAUACUAACGUUAAUGGUUCUAAUUUAUUACUGUUUAUCCUGCCAAUGAUUACUUGUGUCAGAGAGACAUUGGACAAAUCCUUAAGUGAUAAAAUUUCCAAAUUAUUAAAGACAAAAGUCUUCAAGAUUACCGUGAAUGUCUUUUCGAAUGUAACAGAUGAAGAAUGUUUGACUUUAAUAAAACAGGUUCAUGGUAAAUUAUUGAGUUCAAAGCCGGGCCAUUUUAGUGUAAACUAUUACUCGCUGUGUUCGACAUCUUCUAUUUUCCUUGGUAAGAUUUUACUUGAAAACAACAAGGGAGACAGUUCUUCUGUUAUUUUGGAAGAAUUAGUGGACAUAUAUUGUCAAACCACAAAAAAAUGGAUGGUUAAGGGAAAAUUUGGUGUAAAUAUCUUCAUUGAUUUUUAUAAUUGGCUAUCAAGCAAGAAACGAUAG
Messenger RNA from Maudiozyma saulgeensis, 3021 nucleotides. The record is from the annotation of a GenBank genome assembly. NCBI's taxonomy places the organism in Eukaryota, Fungi, Ascomycota, Saccharomycetes, Saccharomycetales, Saccharomycetaceae.